This is a messenger RNA of Orbilia oligospora ATCC 24927, 303 nucleotides long. RefSeq lists its product as uncharacterized. The transcript has a single exon. The coding region runs from base 1 to 303 and encodes 100 amino acids. The record is from RefSeq and is a predicted model, not a curated record. NCBI's taxonomy places the organism in Eukaryota, Fungi, Ascomycota, Orbiliomycetes, Orbiliales, Orbiliaceae.
AUGAAGAUCUUCCACGUUCUCCUUGCUACCAUUAUCGCCGGCGUCAUCGCUGCCCCUUCCCCUCGGAUCUCGAAGAGGACAAAUCUCCUUGCCAGACACGAAUGCGAAGAGACGCCUACCAACUGUGACUCUCACACUGAUCCAGAGAAUCCAGAAGAAGAAUGUCUUUUCUGCUGCGCUGAUGCUGUUGCGCCCUUGGGAGCGGAUUGUCACCUUGACGGUGUUGUCUCUUGCGAUACGCAAAACGACGGACCCGGUCUUGUAUGGCACUGUGAUGAUCCUCACAGACGCAUGCGCAGUUAA